CUCCACUCCACACACGGACCGACGCAUUUUUGAGAAUUUUAGAUUUGGUCGAUUUGGAUUUCACUUUUUCUAGUUUUUCUGCUGUUGUGUGUGUGUGUAUAUAAAUUUCAUGAAAUCCUUCAAAAGCAAUAAUAUUUUAUUUUAAUUACAUAACGAAGAGAAGCCUUGUAAAAAUGGAUGUAUUUUUAAUGAUCAGAAGGAAAAAGCUUACUAUCUUUACCGAUGCAAAAGACACGACUACCGUUCUGGAGCUGAAAAAGAUCAUUGAGGGUAUCCUUAAGAUUCCACCCCAGAACCAACAGCUGUUCAAUAAAGAUAAUACCCUAAUGGACGAUGCACACACUCUACAAGAAUAUGGCUUAAACUCUAACACUGCAAAGGCUCAGAGCCCAGCUACAGUUGGAUUGGCUGUCAGGGAUGACAAUGGCACUUUUGAACCUCUUGAUCUGGUGGCUUACUCAGCACCACCCGACCUACCUGAUGUCAUGAAAUCGCAAGAGACCAACGGCCAAGAACAAGCCAAUUGAGCACAGAGUUAUUUUUUUCAAGUUAUUUUUGUUUGUUGUAAGUUGAGUUUUUUUUUUUAAAUUAGUAACUGUCCAGAUCUAGCUAACUCAUUAAAGAUACAAUUUUCAAGCUGUUUAUCUCUAACUAUUUUGGGCUCAAAAUAAUAAAUACUAUGAUAAUCUAUUGCGUAAUAAAAAAUAAUAAGCCUUUAUUAUUGUUGUGAAUAAUUGUUAAGAAUAAUAACUGUCAGAUGGUUGUUUUAACGUUGGCUUUUGAAAUUAAAUGUUCCAUGCUGGUUUUGGAAUCACUUGUAUUUUAUUUUUUAUUCAUAAUUAAACACUAAUAAUAUUGUAUAAUUGCAAUAUAAAGUAUCAAUUUUUCCAUGAUGAGCUAGUUUAGCUAUGCUUAGUUGCAUUAUUAGUACUCCUAUAUUUGGCCCUAUGUUAGAUAAUUAAGGAGGUAGUGGCAGAGAUAAUAUAAUUAAAAGAACUGUCAUAACAGCUUCUGUUAAUCCAUUUGAAUUGUGGGAAAUACCUAACAUUAGUGGCAGCUAUAGACCUAAAACCACAACACACUAAGCUCACCCAGUCUAUAGUAAGUAAUUAUAUAAUUUUUAUCCAUUUUGCCAGACCUUUAUAGGAAGUUGUUCUGUUUCAUAUUUCGAGAAUCUCAUGAACUAACAAUAUUAAAAUAUCUAUCUGACAGCAUUCUACUAAAUACUAAAAAAAAUUAUAAAUACUUACCUAAUAACUAUUGCUGUUCAAAUUUAUGCACCAAUCUUAGAAUUCUUAGACUAUAAAACUCUAACUAAUUGACUGCAAAUGUCCUUGUUUUACUGAAAAAGGACAUUGAUUAUGAAACGCAACGUUUUAUAUCUCUUGAUAAGUGAAAUAAUAUCAAUUAUAAGACAUUGUGUUUUUGUGUAAUACUAAUACAGUGUGAUACAAGGCCCGAGUACCGAAGCCACACUUGUAUAAGACCUAUUUUAAUAAAAAUACGUAUAUAUAGAUUUGUACUAUAUUUUAGGCUUCAUGCUUGUAUAAAUUAUUUGAUAAAUAAGCUAAGUUUUCAUUUUGUAGUAUAACAGAGUGCAGGAUGUUUCUUUUAUAACUUAUUUAGGUAAUUUAAUUCAUUGAUUGUGUAAAAUAGAAAUAAAACAUGCCCCUUUGGUAUAUU
Molecule: messenger RNA, 1683 nt
Organism: Ceutorhynchus assimilis (cabbage seed weevil)
Lineage: Eukaryota; Metazoa; Arthropoda; Insecta; Coleoptera; Curculionidae
Source: the annotation of a GenBank genome assembly